ACUGAGCAAAGGACACACAAAAUGAAUUUAUCCUUUGCCGGCUGUGGUUUUCUCGGUAUUUAUCAUGUCGGUGUUGCUGUAUCCUUCAAGAAAUACGCUCCACAUCUACUGCUCGAGAAAAUUGGAGGUGCCUCUGCUGGCUCUCUGGCGGCAGCAUGCCUGCUUUGCGAUUUGCCAUUAGAUAGCAUGACCUCAGACUUUUUUCGGGUGGUAAACGAAGCGCGCCGCCACUCCCUGGGUCCGUUCAGUCCAUCGUUCAACAUACAAACGGUGCUGCUCGAGGGACUGCAGAAGCAGCUGCCUGCCGAUGCGCACAAGCGCGUAAGCGGUCGCUUGCACAUAUCGCUGACCCGCGUCUAUGACGGCAAGAACGUUAUAAUAUCGGAGUUCGACUCGCGCGAGGAGGUGCUGCAAGCCUUGCUCUGUGCCUGCUUCAUUCCUGGCUUCUCUGGCAUUAUACCACCGAAAUUUCGUGGCGUGCGCUACAUGGAUGGCGCCUUCUCGGACAAUUUGCCCAUUCUGGAUGAGAACACAAUCACUGUUAGUCCUUUCUGUGGCGAGAGUGACAUCUGUCCACGCGAUCAGAGCUCGCAGCUGUUUCAUUUGAACUGGGCGAACACUAGCAUUGAAAUAUCGCGUCAGAAUAUCAAUCGAUUUGUGCGCAUUCUAUUUCCGCCACGCGUCGAAUUCCUCUCCAAGUUCUGUCAACAAGGCUUCGACGAUGCGCUGCAAUUUCUGCAUCGCAACAAUCUGAUCAACUGCAAGCGCUGCAUUGAAGUGCAGUCCACGUACAUUGUCUCGGAAACGAUUGCGCCACAGGCAUAUGAAGCGGAAUGUAGUGAGUGCAAGGAGCAUAGAAAGGAUGCAUUAAGCUCAAACAUGCCGGACACUGUGCUCGAUGUUAUUGACAAUUAUAUACAGGAUGCCAACAAGGGCUUAGCCAAUUGGAUUUUCAAGCAUCGCGGCAUUAAGCUGCUCUCCUUGCCAGCCACUGUGCCCAUGGAUUUCUUCUUGGCAACCAUAUCAAAAAUUUCCGAUAUAACGCCCAAGUUGACCAAACAAAUGCGCGUUAUUGCCCACGAGCUGAUUGAUCAGUUAAAUAAUACCAUGCAGAUUCGUUUCUUCAACAAACUGACGCUAUAUGAUCAGCCACAUUUCGAUGCUACUGGUCUACUCUACUCGAAUCGCAUGUAUGGGCCACGUCUUUCCAUUAUAGUCGAUGAAUGUGGCGUCAGCUCUUUGGAAACGGAUGUUCUCAAAAUGGCUGCACACAACAAAGAUCUUUAUGCUUAUUAUUACAAUGAGAGUAAUGCCAGCAAUGUUCAGGUGAAAGAAAUUUUUGAUGUUGAGGAUGACGCUGAGCAAAGCUGCAUUGUUACUGAAUGGACUGGCAGUGAAUCUGACUUGUUUAUAGAUACGCAGACAUCCAGCAACGAAAACACAAAUUCUCUUAUACGCAUAACACCCCUCGAUCCAGAACUAUCAAGCUAUCCUGAAGCUGAUCAAAAUAUGACUGAUUUACGCAUACAGAUUGAUCAUUAACGUUACGAUAUACAAAUUUUAGUUUUAAUUUCGAUAUAAAUUAUGUAACCAAUCCAAAGCGGCUCUUAGCCAUUAGUCAAUAUAAAAGUAAAUGUAUAUUUUAAUGUAUAAUGUAAAAUAAUUAGGCUAAGUAGUAUAUUACAGCAGUACCUAACUAUAAUUAUUAGGUUUGGAAGCCAGUCUGAGCAGUAUCAAAUAAUCUUAAGAGAUAUUAGUUCAUAAAUGCAUAAUGUAUUGUCAAACGGUUCAAGACUGUUAAAUGUUAUGUUUAAAACGGGUGGCUUAACAAUAAAUGAAAUUACGUCAAAACAAAACA
This is a messenger RNA of Drosophila busckii, 1858 nucleotides long. It is a transcript of the gene bmm, whose product is annotated as 1-acylglycerol-3-phosphate O-acyltransferase Pnpla3. The record is from RefSeq and is a predicted model, not a curated record. Gene Ontology annotation, cellular component: lipid droplet; cytoplasm; membrane. The transcript is spliced from 6 exons. The coding region runs from base 22 to 1542 and encodes 506 amino acids. NCBI's taxonomy places the organism in Eukaryota, Metazoa, Arthropoda, Insecta, Diptera, Drosophilidae. Gene Ontology annotation, biological process: triglyceride catabolic process; lipid homeostasis. Gene Ontology annotation, molecular function: triacylglycerol lipase activity.